Messenger RNA from Diachasmimorpha longicaudata, 1875 nucleotides. RefSeq names its product nuclear cap-binding protein subunit 3-like. Gene Ontology annotation, cellular component: nucleus. Lineage: Eukaryota; Metazoa; Arthropoda; Insecta; Hymenoptera; Braconidae. The transcript has 4 exons. Gene Ontology annotation, molecular function: RNA 7-methylguanosine cap binding; mRNA binding. The record is from RefSeq and is a predicted model, not a curated record. The coding region runs from base 105 to 1745 and encodes 546 amino acids.
GCGCGUGCGUAGCACGCGCGGACGAUCUCGUGGAAGUAGAGACGACACCCCCGGAGGAGUACAGCGUCGAAGAUGUCGGAAUAAUUGUUGACAGUGACGAUGAUAUGAUUGAGGAUGAAAAUUUUGUUGUAGAGACUCGACAUGGGAACAAAGCGGGUACAUUCACCACUGGAAUUGAUAUAUUCGGUGAGGAGGAGCGUAAGAAAAUGCAGGAGAGGGCCAAAAGGUUUGGUCUUAGCGAGAGUGACAGAGGAAUGCAGAAUGAGGAGUUGUAUUCCAGUAUGGGAGUCGUUGAAGACAACGAAAAUAGCAAACAUACAAGGCUCAAUGUCCUGCACAUGAGAGGAACCGAGGAAAUGAGCACCAAAGACGUCUUCAAGUACUUUGAGCAAUAUCCACCAGCAGCGAUCGAGUGGAUCAACGAUGUUUCAUGCAACGUCGUGUGGUUGGAUAAUAUUUCUUCUGCCAGGGCCCUCCUGGGUCUCUCCAAGAGGAUUGUUGGGCUUCCGGAUCAUCUAGAAGACGAGGAGCAGGGGGGAAACGCACAUGAAGACAGUUUGAACGAAGUCAAUGACAGCAAGGACAUAAAUGUGAAGGAUAUUGAAUGCCCUCUCCCUCCAGGGGUAUGGCGGAAGGGGGUUGACUCCAUCAAGUCCAAGGCUAUCUUUCUCAGGUUCGCUACUAGAAAUGACAAGAAGCAACCGAGAGCUGAGAAGAUAAGCGAGUACUACAAGAAAUAUGGAAAUCCCAAUUUUGGAGGGAUGAGGGGAAUACUGACAGAAUCCAGAAAAAGACAGUACAAACAAAUAAGAACAGGGAAACCCCGAAAAAUGAGUGAAACAUUGGAGAAUGAGGAGAAGGACAUGGGGAAAAAUCCGUGGGGUGAAUUAUCCGAGAAGUGGGGGGCUCACGAAGAUGUCGAAGACAUGUACAUAAAGAGGGGCGUAUCAGAGCGACCGGAACGAGGCACUGUGAAGGAGAGACUGGGAUUGAAGCCAACGAGAGAAAUGAGGACAGAGGCAACCUCUUCCAAGAAUUCCGAAGGUAGUGACAGCGAGGAGGAGUGGGCGAAGCGCAGCAAGAUCCCCAGGAUGAGAAUGCAUGCGGAUGAUGAGGAGGAGAAGGUGAAGAAGAAGAAACUCAAACAGUUGACCAGACAGAAGCAGGAGGAAAGCACAGAUUUGCGGUCGCGCCUGGGACGAAAGAAACCCGCACCAAUUUAUCGAGAGGAUAUUCAGGUGAUUGUGACAACCACUCCGGAGAAAUACAGAUCCAGAAAAACCGGGCAGAAAGAGGAUGAGGAAGAAGGAGAAGAUGAAGAAGAAGAAGAAGAAGUGGAGGAAAUCGUAGACGACGACGGGGAAAUCGAAGAGGAUGAGGUGGUGGAUUUAGAGAAGGAGGAAGGAGAGUGGGAGGAGGUAGAGGAACAGGCCGAGAAGGAUGAGGAGGAGGAGGAGGAGUCAGUGUCCAGCAGCAGUGACAGUGACAUCUCCGAGAAGGAGGUCCAGGGGCCAAAGGGGAGUGUAAUCAAGGUCGUUCCAAGAUACAAACCCAGAGUUGCUUCCACUGUCUGGGCGAGAUUGAAUGUCAAGGGUCAGAGUGAUAAUUCACAGGCUGAUAGCAGCAAUUCUGGCAAAUUAAAAGCUGAUUUGAGAUCUCGACUGGGCCACCAGAAGAGAGAGAGAUCUCCACUCAGAAUAGAGGUGAAAAAUGAGAAAUACAAGCGGAGAGGUGACUCUGGCUAAAUUUUUAUACGGAUUUUUCCUAUCUCGAGGGAAAAAUACUACGUUUAAAGAAAAUAAAAAUCAUAAUGAGAGAGAUUUUUUCACGAAUAACGAUGAAAGCACAAUAAAAGAGAUGAACAUUGAAUGAUAA